Schistocerca gregaria is the source of this 660-nucleotide messenger RNA. RefSeq lists its product as uncharacterized. NCBI's taxonomy places the organism in Eukaryota, Metazoa, Arthropoda, Insecta, Orthoptera, Acrididae. The transcript is spliced from 7 exons. The coding region runs from base 16 to 660 and encodes 214 amino acids. The record is from RefSeq and is a predicted model, not a curated record.
ACCCCCAAGAUAAAUAUGCGAACUCUUCGAACAGUUCGCGCAAAUUCGAUCAACCGCGUCAUCAAAUUGGGCUCUCACCCAACCAGCAAGCGCUCUCCACCCCCCCUCUUCUGGGCCAAGCACCAUCGAGGGCGUAACCACUCCCUAUCUCUUCACGCCCUCAUGCCAAGCCCCGCAAAACUUUGGAUGAACAAGUCUCAAAUCAAACCCUUUUUAACCAAGCACAAAAAUGAAUUCGAAAAUUGGUGGCGCAGAAUGCCAACUGAAACAACACUGCGUCAAGUGCUAAUGGCCACCUCCAUCAACCUAGCAAUUCAAGGAUGUCUAGGUUUUCUUAUACCUGGCUUCGUGAUCGGGCUUUGGGGUGCCGAAUUUAACAGCUACGGAAUCGAAGCAGACUUUAUGUGUCUGAUGAGCAUCAUCAUGUGCAUUUCUGCAUAUUUCGUCUGGACGACUCUCGAAAUGAGCAAGCAAGUUCAAGUAUUCGUGCUACAGUUCUUGACUGCCGUCGUCGCCGGCAUAGCCAGCUGGGACAUAAUCUCUUUGAGCUUCGGCUACGCCGCAGAUGGAACUCUAAUCUUCCAGUUUGUCAUCAACGUGGUAUACGCGUACAUACUGUACAGACAUGCCAACUUGAAAUCUAUGUCAGCUUCAAACUAA